UUAUGGCAAUAAAUGUUGAAUGUACUUGUUCUAUGGGUACCGGCUGGUCCUCGCUGCCUUUAGGACGACAUAAAUCACUCCAGGAAAUAAUGUUAUAACUGGACGUGAAACCAAGUACUGUGCUGCGUUCAAGAUAAUACCGAAAAUACGAAUACGUUCCGAUGACACAUAGUUAAAUGGGUGAUCUGUCCAAACAAACAAUAACAUAUCAAGAAAUAUAUUCACACAAGAUACCAUGUUGUGGCCUAAGACAACCUAUUGAUGUAUACAUGUUAACUAGUUAACUACCAACCUAUUUUAUACAGUCAAUGGUAGUAACACGCCUUUUAUUCUCACAGAGCUUUCGAUUGUCGUGGAACAUGAAUGCAACAUCAGCUAGGCGGAAAGUGUAUUGACGAGUGACGUUCCAAUACAUACACGUCUACUUGUGUGCCAGCAUAAUUGCAGAUUAAUUUAUUGUAUGCACCAUUUAUAUUAGUUAAGUGAUAUGAGUGGACUUGUAUAACAUGUUUUUGUAAGCUAAGACCAAACAUGUUUUCCUUUGUUCAUUUUCUAGAUCUCAAAUGAAUGUGCGAAGUGACAAAUAAAGUAAGCGGAACGGGACCAUCAGACGAACCCACCAAACACAAAGCCACCGAGAACAACGUUACACAAGCCAAUGCAAUUUCCACUGGCAGUCAAAUCUCCUUAACUUGGUAAUGUACACACUCUAAAUAAAAUGACUAUGCAAUCAUAAAAUAAUUUAUAAUUAUUCACUGCAUAUAGCUAAUGCAGAUAUUCUAGCGAUGUGGUGAUGCUUUGAUGGAGGAACCAAUGAGCAUCGGAUAUGUUGCCAACGGAACACAGCUGGGGACACUCCGUUUGAAACUACAAAAAUGAAUAGAGGUGCUCGCAGCAGACUGCCUCCAUGGAUAGAGAGUCUGGUCCUCAGCUAUGGCAGGGAGGAGGGGAGAUGCGGCGGGCGGCUGAUGGCGCAUGUCAUCGGGGUGGGUGAGAUGUCUCAGUCCCAGGCCCAGGGCUCCGAGGGCCCCACGGGGCUGCUCUUCCUGUCCGACGGGGAGCUGCAGAUUCCUGCCAUCCUCACAGCAUCAGCCUGGGAGCAUGUCCAGGAGCAGGACGAUCGCGAAUGUUUCACCAGCCUUGUGAACACCACAGUGUGCUUCCACGACUACCAGCUGCAGUUUCACAUGGCCCCGGAACUGACUAAAUGCAGCUUCUUCUUAUUAGUUGGAGAGCUGGCUACAACUGCUGCCGGUCAAGUAAAAGACACCCCCCCUGUCAGCACCAGCCAGCCCUCCGUCAGGCUGAAGAUCUGCCAGACAUGGAGGGCCCUGCUGGCUCAUCAGGAGACACAGGACUCUCAGAUGAGCCAGUGGGGGGGUGAUCUGUCGGAGCUGCUGGGGGAAUGGCAGCAUGACUGUCUGCAUGCUGUGCUUGGGGAUGUUCGAGAGGGACUGAUAGCAGCCAGCAGCCGCUCUAAGAGCCUGCAGCCCUCCAACUCAACUUACAACCCACUGCUAGCCCCCCCAGACACAUUCACUGCCACACGCUGGAGUGUUGACAGGGUCCGAUUUAAAGGAGUAAAACCUUUCGUUGUCCCCACUAAGUGCCUUCUCUUUCCAGAACAAGAUGCUGAGCAGCUGCACACACAGUUACCUGUUAGAAGCAGGACAACCAGUGGAGUGUGUGCUGCCUCUGAGGACAGAAAGAGAGAUUUACCUCAAGUCUUUAAAACUCUGCAGACCACGCAGCCUUCUGGUGACGAUGAUGCAGAGUGGGCUAUAGCCAAGCCGGAAGUUGUUGAGAGAGACGCCAAUGACAACUCACCUUAUCCUGUGGAGGACAGCAUGUUCCAUGAGGACGGAAUCACAGUGUUUAUUGAUGGCCACAGGCCUUUGUCCAGCCCUUGGGACAUUUUUCCUCCACCAUGUGACACCUCAUCAUCCUCUGAUGUGUCAACAGAAGCAACACCAAACUAUUCGCCACAAAAUCCCACUACUACUGAAUUUAAGUCUGAUGAUGGUGUAAUCUUAACCAGCAUGCAACAGCCUCUCCACAGUUUAAAGGAUACAUCAGAGCCUAACAAAGAAGAGCACAGCUUCCUCCCUCCAUACCAGGAAGAUCCACACUCAACCAGCCUCCAUGCCACUGCGACUCCUUCAGCUUCCACUUCUGUGAGUCCACCACUGUCGCACCUUCUUUCUGCCACAGACAAACAGCACACACACACAGCACAACAACAUCUCCCAGCUUUGGACAAAGAAAGUCAGAUUUUGUUAAAAAACAUUAAGGGGACAAAUGAGAGAGUAUAUAGAAAUGCAGGGAGAAAGAGAAGGGAGCCCACAGCAGAAGCCCUGACCUCCUUAGUGGAGCAGGAGACUCAGAUCAGUGGCAGCCCUCCAUCUUGGCUCUUUGACGCUCAGACAGGCUCUGGGGCCGAAGAGGGGGGCAGUCACCAGCCGGCUCAAACUGUAGGGACUGUUUCCAGAAAGCCAAAGAGUCCCACUGUGCACAGUGACGGCAGGCUUUUCUCUUACUCUUACCGAGUGUCUGGACAGAAUCAGCAGGAUUUCCGUGGAUUCAGUGUCGUAGAGGCCCAUCUGCACUGGGCGGUGAAAUAUCUUGUGGUUUCAAAGCAGAUGGAUCCUCCACCCAACACAUCAGUAUCCUCUCAAUCAAAUGUCAUCUGAAGUUCUAAGUAUGUAAAUUGUCAAAAAGAUACAAAUAAAUAAAGAUAUCUGAAUGACAUGCCAGCGUAAUGCUAUCCCAUGCAGAUUUGGGCAGAAAUCAUAGUUUAUUUCAAUGCAGUAUACAUGU
Molecule: messenger RNA, 2817 nt
Organism: Notothenia coriiceps (black rockcod)
Lineage: Eukaryota; Metazoa; Chordata; Actinopteri; Perciformes; Nototheniidae
Gene: acd
Product: ACD shelterin complex subunit and telomerase recruitment factor
Exons: 1
Coding region: 876-2690 (604 amino acids)
Biological process (GO): negative regulation of telomere maintenance via telomerase; protein localization to chromosome, telomeric region; telomere capping
Cellular component (GO): shelterin complex; telomerase holoenzyme complex; chromosome, telomeric region
Molecular function (GO): telomeric repeat DNA binding
Source: RefSeq, a predicted model, not a curated record